This is a messenger RNA of Ciona intestinalis (vase tunicate), 3852 nucleotides long. NCBI's taxonomy places the organism in Eukaryota, Metazoa, Chordata, Ascidiacea, Phlebobranchia, Cionidae. The record is from RefSeq and is a predicted model, not a curated record.
GAAAAGGUUAUUGGAAUUCGGAUUUGUUUUAUUUUCGUUUUCUGAUUAAGUAACAAUUUAAUUAAACAGUUUACUUGAGUAUCGGCACAAACCUAAUUAAUUAGUAACAUUUGUAUGUGUGUUUGUACAAACUGUAACAUUUGGUUGUAGUCAGUAUUUAUAUUUACAGCUUAGGAUUUCUAAUAGGUCAUAAAUACGUAAGUGACGCUAUAUAUCAACAGUAAGUAAACAAGGAACUAUAGCAAGUCAAUCUUAUGUGGAUUUAAUUAUGUUUGCUCAGACCAUUUCACCAUUGUAGGGCUCUUGACAAAAUAUUUUAUUGUUACUACUGUGGUAUUAUUACGCAUGAAACGGGCUCCUAUGAUAAUACAAUGUCCUUAUGUGCCCCAAAGGAUUGCCAUGAGUUGGGAACUGCAAAUACCGGAGAUCAGUCCGGGGUCGUGGGAGUUUCAGACCAGUAUAAAAACGCCAGGAACAUUUUAAACACUUGCGCCUGGAACGAAGUGCUGCAAAGAAGUACAGUCUUAUCAGAAGCGUUUUUGAGGGUCUGCGAACCGAAACCGUUAACUGUUCUACGCAGAGCCAAUAGCGAGAGCAAAAUUGUAGAACGCCAAAAACGUUGGGGCGACCACGAAGGUUUAGGAAAAGAGAAACCAAAGUUACGACUGUCAACUGCAAGCCUUGGCAACCGGCCGCCGUUGCAGAAAACAAAAUCACAGCAACAGGAUGUCAGAUUUCGUAGAAAAUUACGAUUAGGAAAAACUGUAGACGAUGUAUUACCUAAACUGCCGUUUCAAAGCAAAAAGAGUCAAGGUUCAAGCCCCAUAAAGGAAUCAAAACCCAAGAAAAUUAUCUCACCUAGGCAGGGAAAAAACAAACCACUUAUCGUUUCGCCUGAGCUAGUUUGGCCAGCACAGUCUAAAGGUAAUAAGACUGCAUUGAAAGGCCGGUUGGCGGACGAGGUUUUAGACUGGUGUUCGCCUUUACGUCUGGACCGUAUUGCCCUCCCCGAUAUGAACCCGGAUAUAUCGAAGCAGACAAGCCACCGAGACGCAUUAGAUUCAAUUACGUCCCAACUUCCAGUACUCAUGCCGGUAUCGACCAAACCAGAGCAUCAACGGAGCAACGAGCCAGUAACAAACGGCCUUAAUGGCUUCUCUGAACUUUCAGAGCACAAAGUAGGCAACGAUAACAUAACAAACGGAGCAUCCAGCUCGCUAUGCAGACUUAUUGAAGUGGACGGAGUUAACUACAGAGUAACGAUGGCGAUGGAUCAAAACUUAGGUAGGGUGGUUACUUUGCAUCGUAAACUAGUAACCAAGAAGCGAAAGAACAAGUUUCCCAAUGACGAAGUUCCCGGCGGUACUAAGGCGAAAAAAGGCGUCGUACCUACCAAGAGGAGUGAGCCCACUGAAGCAGUCAAGCUGGGAGCCGCUUUACAUCGACGGUCAAAGCCUCCGUCCCGGCAGGGACAGGAGUCGUCUCGGCAAAACUAUGACGGCGUUGCCGAGAGGAGUGGGUUCGAAGUGGGUUUGUCCACACUUUCUGGGACCAGUUUUACGGAACAGGACCCACUACGGGCCUUGUGGUUGGAGGAAAGGGACAAAAACUCAAGGAAUGUCGACCUAACAAGAUGUCACGACUGUGACUUGGCUGACCCAACAUCUAACGAAGGAUUAAACCAAGCCUCACUAAGGUUACGGGCACUCCUUCAUUCCUUUAACGAUGAGUCCAACUCGGUUUCAUCAGAACACAUUCGACAGAAUAUUGAAUACGCAAUCGCCGUCAUGGAGUCGCGUUAUGUAAACAGAAUAGCAGACAUCUCCGAUGAUGAAGUACCAGCGACCUUGUCAGGUGAAGGGCCCGUUCCACCCGAGAUUAAACGAUGGUUGGUUCAAACUUUCACCAGUCGUCGACCAGACACAAGGAACCGCAAGGAGUCCGAAAACAAGCGAUCUCUACGAAGUGUCGUCCAUGCUGUGCAAGCUGGAAUGUUCGUGGACCGAAUGUUCCGCAAAACUUCGGUCGGUGUUCAAAACCUACCUCCUGAAGUACAACUGCAUUUCAAGAACAUCGACAGUUGGUCAUACAAUGUGUUUGAACUGGAACGCAUCAGUGAAGGCAAUUCACUUAAAUUCGUAUUUUAUGAGCUCCUUAAUAAAUACGACCUUAUACGAAAAUUCAAGAUACCUCUGAAAUCGUUGUUCGCAUAUUGUACCAAACUUCAGCGUGGCUACAGAAAGCACAACAAUAGAUACCACAACCCUAUUCAUGCGGCUGAUGUUGCACAAUCUCUUAAUUGCCUUUUGGUCAACUCAGGUUUUGUGCAUUGGCUCUCCGAUGUUGAGAUGUUCUCUAUGAUAAUGGCCGCGAUAGUCCACGACCUGGAGCAUAGUGGAACCACCAACACUUUCCACACAAAUACGAGGUCCCCUCUAGCUCAAAUGUAUAAUGACAAGUCAGUGUUGGAGAAUCAUCACAUCAGUAGUGCGUUCCGUCUUCUUAACGAGGAAGAUUGUGACAUACUCGCAAACUUUUCUAAGGACGACUACCAAGAGGCUCGUACACUAAUGAUAGACAUGGUGCUUGCUACAGACAUGAGCCAACAUUUCGGUCAACUUAAACGCUUACAAAGUAACCUCCAGCACCCUGAAAACUUAGAGAAAUCGCGAGCAAUGUGUCUGAUGAUCCACUCGGCUGACAUCAACCAUCCAUCCAAACCUUGGAACCUGCACUGCAGAUGGACGGAGAGAUUGGUGGUCGAGUUUUUUGAGCAGGGCGACCAGGAACGUGGCUUGGGUCUUCCUCUUUCACCGUUAUGCGACCGACACACUACUAUGGUCGCACAAUCACAGAUAGGUUUUAUAGAUUACGUCAUAAAACCAACUUUCGACGUCCUUUAUGACAUAUUUCGCAAUGUCAAUGGCCCGGUUGUGCGUGACGCCAUUCUAUCUAUAAGACGCGCCAGCAAAGCCGACGUGACGUCAUUGGAGACCCCAUGCGCAGAUGACGUAUUAAAACGCAGAUUUAGUGACGUCAGUUCAUACUGUACCGCUCUAACAAACCAAAAGUCUAUUCUUGAAUCGCUGGCGAAGUUCGAGACAGAAUUUUAUUCCAAUAUUGAAACGAACCGAACACAUUGGCAGAAACGAGACGAAAUAGAGCGGGCAAAUGAAUGGUUUGGGGAGAAGGCUUUUACAUUUUUUCCGCUUCAACCUGAAGAUUCAAGCCAAACCAAUUCGAUAAACGGUCACGAGGUGUCGCCACAGAAACCUGAAAACGAUGUGAGCGCACCCACGCCUCCGAGGACAGUUUCAAAAACCUCUAAGGCGCCGACCACGUAGCAUAGAGCAAGGAAUUUGAUCUUUUCUUUGCACAUUUGCGAACACGCGUGUAAUAAACAAUGGCCCAACAACACGGGCUCGGGUACCUACGACGGUUACUAUCCAUAUAAGUUUGUUCCUUGACUCUCUGGUGUUGGCGCCGACCGAUUUAUUUAGACACUGUGCUUUAUUUUUUUAACGGAUAUUAUAUAUUAGCUGUUGUACCUACAGUACCACACCUCGGCUCGCGCUUUAUUUCACGCAGCUGUCCAAAACUUACUAGUACAGCGGGAUAUGCGGUUCCCUUACACUUUGUUAGUGCUGUUUUUCACUACUUAUCACUGAAUUUUCAUUCGUUCGGUACAAACAAAGCUGUGGAUCUCGUGAUUUAUUUUCUACCAAGCAAAAGCGGGCAUAAGCAAAUCCACACUGUAGAUAUGAUUUUACGUAGAGGGGACAAAUAUAUUUCCACAAAGUGUAUUUUAAUGAAAUAAUGAGCAAUAAACUUAGCCAACAAAUACUUAAAUUA